CCUGGAUCUAAUUUUUCUUUUUCGGUGGGCUAAUCGAGCGUGUACAUUGUUGUGAUAAACAGAAUUAUAAAUCGCAGCAAUGGUACGUAUGAACGUUCUUAGCGAUGCACUUAAAUCCAUUAACAAUGCUGAGAAACGUGGGAAGAGACAAGUUCUCUUAAGGCCUUGUUCAAAAGUGAUUAUUAAAUUUUUAACUGUAAUGAUGAAAAAAGGGUAUAUUGGAGAAUUUGAAAUUGUUGAUGAUCAUCGCAGUGGUAAAGUUGUAGUAAAUCUUAGUGGAAGGCUAAACAAAUGUGGUGUAAUUUCACCUAGGUUUGAUGUUCCAAUUAAUGAUAUUGAAAAGUGGACCAACAACCUGUUGCCAUCUCGACAGUUUGGAUAUGUUGUUUUAACCACAAGUGGUGGAAUUAUGGAUCAUGAAGAGGCUAGAAGAAAGCAUCUUGGAGGCAAAAUACUUGGAUUUUUCUUUUAAUGUUUAUUUAAUUC
This is a messenger RNA of Eufriesea mexicana, 486 nucleotides long. Its product is annotated as 40S ribosomal protein S15Aa. Lineage: Eukaryota; Metazoa; Arthropoda; Insecta; Hymenoptera; Apidae. Gene Ontology annotation, cellular component: ribosome. The transcript has 4 exons. The record is from RefSeq and is a predicted model, not a curated record. The coding region runs from base 80 to 472 and encodes 130 amino acids. Gene Ontology annotation, molecular function: structural constituent of ribosome. Gene Ontology annotation, biological process: translation.